CAGCGGAGAGGAGUACAGGACGAUAAGUGUAUUCCCCGACACGGAGUAUAACAGGGCAGCCUUGCUUCAGGUUAAACGGUGCACCCUUCUUAUCGUCCCUAUUUCUAUACACCCUGAAGAAAUUACUAGGAGAGCUGUCUCUCGCGAGGGAGAAUAAGGCGUAAGGAGAUCCGGGAUGAAAACCGAAGAGACGCAGUCUUGUCUUCAGCAGGCUCCAUCAACCACGCCCUUUGGCUCGGAUCAUGGCACGGCGGGCGAGGUGUGUGCGGGCUGCGAGUCGCCCAUUGCGGACCGCUUCCUACUGCGCGUCAACGAGCGGUCGUGGCACGAGACCUGUGUGAAGUGCGCCGUGUGCCUGAGCACGCUUAGUGGGACCUGCUAUUGUCGUGACCGCCUGCUGUACUGCAAGCACGACUACGAAAAGCUCUUUGUGCGGAAGUGCAGCUCUUGCCUGCAGGUGAUCGGCCGUUCGGAGCUCAUCAUGCGUGUGCUGGGCCAGGUGUACCACCUGGGCUGCUUCAGCUGCUGCGAAUGUGAGCGGCGCCUGCAGCGCGGCGACGAGUUCGUCCUCAAGGAGGGGCAGCUGCUCUGCAGGGGCGACUACGAGAAGGAGCGCGAGAUGCUGGCGGCCAUCAGCCCCGCCCCCACCGAGUCAGUGAAGAGCGAGGACGAGGACGGAGGGGGCGGCUCUCUGGGGAAGGGCGGCGACGACGCGAAGGAGCACAAGCGCUCCAAGCGGCCGCGGACCAUCCUGACCACGCAGCAGCGCCGCGCCUUUAAGGCCUCCUUCGAGGUGUCGUCCAAGCCCUGCCGCAAGGUCAGGGAGACCCUGGCAGCUGAGACUGGUCUGACUGUGCGAGUCGUGCAGGUGUGGUUCCAAAACCAGAGAGCCAAGAUGAAGAAGAUCGCCCGGCGGCAGCAACAGCAACAACAGCAGCAGCAGGAGCAAGAGCAGUUGGGGGGGGGGCGGCGGGGGCCGAGUCGCGGGGGCCGGCAGAGCAACGACGACAGCGAAGAUGGCUCCAGUGGUCACGGCCUGGACGGGCUGAUGCCAUACCCCUCAUUGCCACGGCAGCAGCUGCUGGCUCUGGACCCCAACAUAUACGGGGGCGAGCCGUUCCGCCACGGGCUCACGCCGCCGGAGCUUGGACCCGGGCAGCUGCACUACGACUCGGAGACAGUGUUCCACGACCUUGACAGCGACGGAAGCCUGAGUCACCUUGGCGACUGUCUCCUGGCAACGGCGGAGGGAGGACUUCUGGCAGGGAGGGUGGGGAACCCCAUCGAUCGCCUCUACUCCAUGCAGAACUCCUACUUCACCUCCUGACCCCCAGACCCCUGCUUUUUCCCCCCCAACCCCUCCGUAACAAACUGCAUCAUCUACCCAACCUGAGGUGGUGGACAAGCCUCACAUAUUCUUGCCUCCUGUUCCUUUUUUUUUUUUUUUUAAAGGACCCCCCACCUUAACGACAGUCCAGAGACUCCCAAAAGAUCACACGCCCCAUUUUAAAUGGUUGGAGAACCUUGUGUCAAUGGACCCAUUGAAAAUGUGUCUGUAAAACACUUCAUGCAAACCCUGCAAUGUAACGUGAAUGUAUCCUGAACCCCAACUAGCUUGACUAGCUUAGCACUGGAAACACCAUUUGAUGAAACCGUAAAUAUAUCUGAAAAAUGUAUUGUCCUGUAGACUGUGAAGAGCAUCCUAACUAAAACACCUUCAUAUUCAUCACUGAGCAUUUCUCACAGAACUCCUGGUGUUUCCAAACACUGCUCUUAUGGUGACAGCCCCUCACUGAGAGAUGCAGCACUUCAGACACUCGUGUGAAACACGGAUGGACUUGCCGGCCGUUUUGGCCUCCGUCUACAAGGAUCCUCCCCGGCUUUUCCAUGCACAGGACCGUCGGAGCCCACAGGAAAUCAAGCCCUGGUCCUCCAGACCUGCAGGGUGCGCUGGUAUCCGAUUGUCACGCAAUUAUCGAAACAGGAGGCUUCUUUACCUGGGGGUUUCAGGUUUUAAAUCAAGUGCAAAUCCAGCCAAACCCUAGAGAAGUCAAGCACUGCUGAAAUGGACGUGUUUGCAUUAGAAAUGAAACUGCUGGAUUGGUUUAGGUAAGGCGGCCUUUGGUGGCGACGGGCAUUUCUCCAGCCUGCCCCGUCCCCCAACACACAGCGGAAAUGAUCCCGGCAGACUGAGCAGGAGAUGACUGCGGUGGAUCCAGAGGCAGUACCGUGACCCCAGGACUUAAUAAUUCACGGUCCAACGAGCCAGGCAUUCCAGGCAGAGAGACGGCCGGCCAAAGGGCGGUUUUUAUAUAUCGGCGCUCCCGUCUGGGCGUGUUUGAGAUUCCGUCCCACCCGAGGACUAUUAAUCUACCUCUGGCCACAUCAGAGCAGACCCUUGUCAGGGGUGGCUGUUCAGAGGGUUCGCGGAUACAGGGGGAGGGGGGUCACUUUGAAAUGCCUCAUUGCAUUAUGGGAUGGGCGGGUUAUUUCACUGGUGGUACCGGUGGCAGGAGAUGAGGUAAAGGUCUCAUGGUUAAUAGCACAUGUGUACGGGUCCGGUUUGGGCUGAGGGUAAACAGCUCCGGUUCUGGUCCGGGGUGGUGUGCCACAUCCACUCAACCUCAGUACUUAAUUGCUUUAUUUAAGUAGUUAUUUGGAUAGUGAGUAGCCUCUGUGUGGUGUUAGAACUGUGCAUCAGGAGCCAAUCAAAAGGACUGGAGUGGUGUAACCCUGUUUUAGGGAGUCUUCUGCAGAAAAAUUAUUUCUAGCGCUCAUGAGGGUGAAAACGUGUAUUUGAUUGGGGUUGUUCUGUACUCUAAGGGGGGUGCAUACGUUGAUUGAGCCAAAGUGAAGUAAGCGAUCUGAAGAUCUUCAUGGGCAGUGAUGUCUGGAUUUUCUACAGGGUCAUGCAGUCGCUGUACCGAAGGCUGAAGAUCAGCGUGUACAAAGAGUAGUUUGGGGUGAGGAUUAUAGUGUGUGUAUUAUAAUACUCACCCUCAAACUAGCCUGACUGCACCAAGAGUAGGUUUAGGGUGACAAUUGUGUGUGCACCUAAGGUAGUGUACUGUCAGUUUACAGUGAGGACUAGAUUGUGCACCAAGUGUAGUUUGAGGGUGAGGGUGAUAGUGCACACUUAAGGUGGUAGUGAGGGUGGUAGUGCACACUUAGUGUAGAUUUGAAGUGAGGAAAUGAGUGUGCACUCAGGGUAUUCAGUCCAGAAGCAGGGGGAUUCCAUUUCCUAGUGAACUCCUUGUGAACGCUUGUGCCACAGUGUUAUUAUGCUUUGUGUCAGAAUAUUUUAAAUGACAUUUGUAACUACUUUGGUUGUUCUGUAUUUAUAAAGGUUUUGACAAGAAUUAAACUGAACUUACCCAGACACAUUUCCAAGAGGCAUCCAGUUAAAGUGAUUCCUUAUGUUAUGAUUAUAUAAAAACGCUGAGAGUAGCUUUUGGCUUAUGUUAUGGUAGUUAAGUUUGGUUGUUGAUUGAAAGGGUGAGAGGCCAGCCUUAUCAUUAGCCAAUGAUGUGCUUUGAAUCGGUGAUUGACAGGGGACGGGGCACUCUGGGGACCAAUCAGCUUUCGGCUGGGCCCAGUGUCCCUUUGGCUCCACAGCUAUAUACACCCCUGUUAAUUGAGCUGGUCAGGAUAAAGACUGCCACUAAGCUUAAGGAUUCAAGUGGGAUUCACGUUACAAUAGGGAAGGACUGGAACAAGCGUUCACACUUUCUGAGAGCAAGCACAACGUUGCUGUCCUUCAGCAAGGACAGAAGUAACCAGGGUCACAGGGUCACACUCGGUCACAGGGUUAGCAAGAAGGUGAAAAAUAAAGGUUCACAGGGUUUUUUUUUUUUUUAACGAAUGAGGAGGAGGCACAUGGGAAACCUUCUGGAAUGUUCUGUCAUUCGCAUGAAACGGCCAGCUGCACUCGGACAAACAAGUUUCAUGAGAAGGAAGUCAAAAUCGAACGGGAACAUAGCAUAUUCUGGUGUAAAAUAAAAGACUGUGUUAUUACUGUAGAUAAGCUUAUAGCUACCAGUGUUGGUGCCGUUUUAUUGCUUUGUACUUGAAAGCCAUCGCACGUCCCUCAGAGCCCCCUGGUGGAGUAUUUUGUACUGUUUUCUUGUGCCUGUAUUUUCAAAUUCAUCUGUAUUGAAGUAUUUAUGUUACCGCAUGGUGUGACGUGGAUGCGUAAUGAUUGCCUGCAUGGCGUCGGACGAUUCCGUGAGGAGCCCCAGCCCGGGGCAGAGAGAGAAUCAUUUUCCAGGUUUCCCUCCAAACUGGGAUCAGUCUGCCCGUGUGUGUGUGUGUGUUUGGCGAAAGGAGCUGUGUCCCCUUCUGCAGAGAGCAGACGUGCAAAAUCCAGACCAGGAUUUUGUUUCAACCAAACAGUUGAGUAUAAAGAGUCACAGUCACAGAGUGCUCGACUGGUUGGAUGGAACAAAAUCUUGGUCUGGAUUUUUACUUUCUGGACCUGAAAAUUCCAUCUCUGCGAGAGAAUGGGUUGCACUAGGGGGUAGGAAUUUGGGGACUUUGAGAGGGAGGGGCAGAUGGACACCCCCCCCCCCCCCCUGGGUGGGCCAUUGACACUCGCAGGUGGCUUCAUGUUUCGGGUCCGUCUCCUUGCUCGAGUGUGAUGUCUGUCAUCUGUACACCCUUCCAAUACAGCGUGAUUCCAGCCUCCA
Paramormyrops kingsleyae is the source of this 4685-nucleotide messenger RNA. It is a transcript of the gene lmx1al, whose product is annotated as LIM homeobox transcription factor 1, alpha-like. Gene Ontology annotation, molecular function: DNA-binding transcription factor activity, RNA polymerase II-specific; RNA polymerase II transcription regulatory region sequence-specific DNA binding. Gene Ontology annotation, cellular component: nucleus. Lineage: Eukaryota; Metazoa; Chordata; Actinopteri; Osteoglossiformes; Mormyridae. Gene Ontology annotation, biological process: regulation of transcription by RNA polymerase II; neuron differentiation. The record is from RefSeq and is a predicted model, not a curated record.